Messenger RNA from Opisthocomus hoazin, 1215 nucleotides. The record is from RefSeq and is a predicted model, not a curated record. NCBI's taxonomy places the organism in Eukaryota, Metazoa, Chordata, Aves, Opisthocomiformes, Opisthocomidae.
UCGGUGGUACCAGCAGCUCUGUUCCUUGCAGCCAAGGUGGAGGAGCAGCCUCGUAAACUGGAUUACGUUAUCAAGGUAGCACAUGCCUGUCUGCAUCCCCAGGAGACUCCUCUAGACACCAAGAGCGAGGCUUACCUGCAACAAGCCCAAGACCUGGUCAUUCUAGAGAGCAUAAUACUGCAGACCCUGGGUUUUGAGAUCACUAUUGACCACCCCCAUACCCACGUGGUGAAGUGCACACAGCUCGUGCGAGCCAGCAAGGACUUGGCGCAAACUUCCUAUUUCAUGGCUACCAACAGCCUGCACCUGACCACCUUCAGCCUGCAGUACACCCCUCCCGUUGUGGCCUGCGUCUGUAUCCACCUGGCCUGUAAGUGGUCCAACUGGGAGAUCCCAGUCUCCACGGACGGGAAGCACUGGUGGGAAUACGUUGAUGGCACUGUAACUCUGGAGCUCUUAGAUGAACUGACUCAUGAAUUCCUGCAGAUCCUUGAGAAAACUCCCAACCGGCUGAAGCGCAUCCGGAACUGGCAGGCCUCUCAAGCAGCCAGGAAACCAAAGGCUGACGACCACGGCGAAGAUGAGAGCCUGUCGGAGCAGACGAUCCUCAACAUGAUUUCCAGGAACAAUAGUUCAGACAUGAACAUUGCUGGGUUAAUGAGCAUGUCAACGUCCUCGACCGCCGGAGCAGGGCCCUCUCUGCCGGCCACAGCGGACUCGCCCAGCGACCAGGGCGGUGCGGAUAUGUCCCAGCCUGACCACUGGCAUCCUCCACCCAAGCUGGAGCUUGGCCAGAGCCACAGGACUAACGAGAGCUCGUCGGCUGCCGAGCAUCCCUUGCAGCAAGAUGGCGCUGGUUAUCCGAAGCCGAGCGGCAAGAACGCGCCGUCGGCCAAAGUGUCGCUCAAGGAGUACCGGGCCAAGCACGCCGAGGAGCUGGCGGCUCAGAAGCGGCAGCUGGAGAACAUGGAGGCCAACGUGCGGUCUCAGUACGCCUACGCUGCGCAGAAUCUGCUGGUCCAGCAGCAGCGGGAGAGGGAAGUCCAGCAGGACAGCAACCCCUCUCCGAUCAUCCUGAAAAUCCCCGUUGGUGGCUCGGAGAACCCUGAGCGCCCUCCGGGCCCUGAAAAGAGUGACAAAAGACGCUUUGCUCGCCGCAUCUGCCCUCGAGUGGCUCGGAGGGACGUCAUCCGCCAGACCAGGUACAUGAUCUAA